Centruroides sculpturatus (bark scorpion) is the source of this 2002-nucleotide messenger RNA. RefSeq names its product carbohydrate sulfotransferase 5-like. Gene Ontology annotation, molecular function: N-acetylglucosamine 6-O-sulfotransferase activity. Gene Ontology annotation, biological process: N-acetylglucosamine metabolic process; sulfur compound metabolic process. Bases 488 to 1684 code for a protein of 398 amino acids. Lineage: Eukaryota; Metazoa; Arthropoda; Arachnida; Scorpiones; Buthidae. The record is from RefSeq and is a predicted model, not a curated record. The transcript has 3 exons.
UUUAAAACGGUUAACGACAUAAAUAAUAUUUAAAUUUGGCUUAAAAUUAAGUAUGAAAAUCGAUAUAUUAAGCUGUAAACGUACUAAAGUACUUAACACUCAAGUGGCCAUAAAGAUAUAUAAUUUGUAAUUUAACAUCUGUAAAUCGCGUCAGUACAUAAUUCGGUCAGUAGAUGUCACUGAAUAAUAAAUAUAUUAAAAACAAUAUCGAAAAUAAUUCACAUUUUUAAAUAACGUGACUGAACAAUUACCUUUCGCUACCGAGUGACGUCACGAAAAUUACUCCCCAUAGUACUCUUCCGAAACACAUGAAAUCCUUUCUUCUUACUGCACGUGACGAGUGACGUCACGCUGUGCAGUGAAAGACGUUGGGAAGAGGCGGACAGAAUCAUUGAUCGCUGCACUUGCCUUGAUCUCACCGACUGCAAACUGACAAGAGGAACAACUGUCUUCAGGUAUUUGGAUAUGUUACAAAAUCAGAAGAAAUAUGAAUUUUUUUAAAAGAUUUAAUGGGAAACGAUUAAUAAUGAAAUUAUUUUACGUUGUUAUAUUUAUUGCCUUUCUUUUAUGCAUUAAUUACCUCGUAUACGAAACUGGUUACUAUUACACUUUUACGUCACCUCGAGAAGAAGCAUUCUUCAUUAAAAAUCUUUCAACAACAAGUCUUCCUAUUAAUAAUUAUGAUAUGCUUCAUGUUUUGGUGUUAACUUAUCCACGAAGUGGUUCUUCAUUUGUUGGGAAACUCCUACAGAGUCCAAGUCAAGCAUUCUAUCACUUUGAACCUCUACAUUAUCUCUUCGAUCGUAAGAGGAGUAGAACGAGAAGCAGCGGAAGAAGCAGAGCUUAUCCUUCUAAAUACCCAACUCCGCACGAAUUUACCCACGAUAUAUUUAUGUGUAAAUAUAGAAAUUCCUUUUUAAACUGGGCAAAGAAUCAUAACAGUUUGAAAAUCUUACAGAGAAACGAACGUUAUUGGAAGUCUUGUAGUGAUGUUAACGGUACUAAUUUAUGUUAUAAUGCUGAAUAUUUUCAUAAUAAAUGCCGUAAUUUUACUAUGCAAGUAGCUAAAACUAUUCGUAUGAGCGUAAGUGAAGCUCAUACUAUGUUAGACACUUAUAAAGAUCUCAAUUUGAAAAUUAUUCAUUUACUAAGGGAUCCAAGAGGAAUUAUGAAUUCGCGCUCCAAGCCUUCGAUAGCAUCUUGGUGUAAAACUGAUAUAACUUGCUACUCGUCUAGGGUGUUCUGUGCUAAACUGGACAGUGAUUUAAUGGAAGCUGAACGAAUACUACAGAAAUAUCCCAACAGAUAUUUACCAUUAAGAUACGAGGAACUUUGUUGCAAUAUGUAUCGAGAAACUGAAAAAAUUUUUAAAUUUUUAGGUUUUGGCCAAGUUCCUAAAGAGACUACGCAAUUUUUACAUUCACAUAAUUUGGCCAUCAUGCAAAAUAAUACAUCUUUAGUCGAAGAAAAGUAUUUAGAAUCGUCGUAUACUACGGUUCGCGACUCCUUUAAAACAGCAUUCGCAUGGAGGAACGAACUUAAAUUUCGAAAUGUCAAAUUUAUUCAGAGGCACUGCGAGAAAGUUAUGCAGAAAACUAAUUAUGCAAUUGUUACAACGGAGGGUGAAAUGAAAGAUUUGAAUUUUCAAACAAUCCUCAAUACCACAGCCUGUGAUCGAUCCUGAUCAAGGAUUAAAAAAAACGAAUUUAUAAUAAUAUAUUCUAUGAGUAUUAAUUAUUAUAAUACCCAAUGAUGGGUGCUAAAAAAGAUUUAUCAUCUGUGAUUUUUCUUCAUUUCAUUCCAUUUUAUUUUUAUUGUUGAAUGGGAUAAUAUAUUUUAAACCAUGGCCCGGACAUCCAGUUUAAUAGUUGAACAUUCUAACGAACAAACGAUGAUUAUAUAUAUAUACAUAUAGACUUAUAUAGAUCUUUACUGCCGAAUUUAAUUUUUUGUAGAUAUAAAAAAAAAAACUAUAUAUAAAAUUUUUCACCUCAUCACCGUA